This is a messenger RNA of Meriones unguiculatus (Mongolian gerbil), 952 nucleotides long. RefSeq names its product coiled-coil domain containing 28B (gene Ccdc28b). The transcript is spliced from 6 exons. NCBI's taxonomy places the organism in Eukaryota, Metazoa, Chordata, Mammalia, Rodentia, Muridae. The coding region runs from base 219 to 821 and encodes 200 amino acids. The record is from RefSeq and is a predicted model, not a curated record.
ACUGUUGAGUCAACAUGAGGGCUUUCCUGCUCAGCUCCCUGACUCCAAAGAGGGCUACUUUCUCUUUAAAUGCAAAUCACCUCCAGCCAGCUUAGCUCCCACCAGCUCUGGUUCCCGGGAGGAGAGAGAAAACAGGGUGGAGGGAGAUUGCAAAGAAGCACCAUUCCACACCCCACCCAGACCCCAAACACCCAGGCCUGAGGUCCAACAAACACCCAAUGGAUGACAAAAAGAAGAAGCGGAGUCCUAAGCCCUGCCUGACCCAACCAGCACAGGCCUCAGGCACACUUCGCAGAGUUCCUGUGCCCACCAGCCACAGCGGUUCCUUGGCUCUGGGACUCCCUCAUCUGCCAUCGCCCAAGCAACGAGCCAAGUUCAAAAGAAUAGGCAAGGAGAAAUGCCGACCAGUUCUGGCUGGAGGUGGGGUCAGCUCCGCAGGCACGCCCCUGCAACAUUCCUUCCUGACGGAGGUGACAGACGUCUACGAGAUGGAGGGUGGACUGCUGAACCUGCUCAAUGAUUUUCAUUCAGGCCGACUGCAAGCCUUCGGGAAGGAAUGCUCCUUUGAGCAGCUGGAGCACGUGCGGGAGAUGCAGGAGAAGCUGGCCAGAUUGCACUUCAGCCUGGACGUGUGUGGGGAGGAGGAGGACGAGGACGAGGAAGACGAUGGGGUAGCCGAGGGCUUGCCUGAGGAGCAGAAGAAGACGAUGGCUGACCGCAACCUGGACCAGCUGCUUAGCAACCUAGAAGAUCUUAGCAAUUCCAUACAGAAGUUGCACUUGGCAGAGAACGCCGAGCCUGAGGAGCAGCCAGCGGCGUAGGUGUCGCCCAGACUGCUGCUCUUCCUCCCUUCAAACUGUGACUUUUUACGGAUUCGGGAGGGCAUCCCGCAGCCUCCCAGGUGCUAUGGGGUCGGGGGCGCUUGUUGAAAUUAAACAAACGGGAAAGCGUC